CGUUCAGGCUCGCUCCAUCAUCGUUCUCAGCGGGCAGCACUGACGGGAGCGCCGCUGACUGGGUUAUGUUUGUGGGGGUUUCGGUGAAUCCCUUGUCCCGAUCUCCACCGUAGCUUGCUGUUGUUCCGACCCGGCGAGGGACUGUCUGUUCCGGGCUGCCAGUCUCUGCUCUCCGCUGCCAUGGAUGGACUGUGGAUGGUGCCUCUGCUGCUGUUCCCUCUCCUGAUGUGGACCAGCAGCACCUUUGUUUUUUAUUUCAAAAAGUUCUUCUACGUGGCCUGGAUGAUGUUCCUGGCCUUGUUGGGGAUUCCCUUGUGUUUGCUGAAAAGCGGAGGCAGAGACAUAGAAAACAUGAGGGUCAUUCGUUUCAUGGUUAGCCAUGUCAAAUACUUGCUGGGUCUUCGGAUUGAAGUGAGCGGCUGGGAACAUCUGCAGACAGAAGGUCCAUAUGUCAUCAUCUCCAACCACCAGAGCUCUCUGGAUGUUUUGGGUCUGAUGGAGGUUUUACCUGACCGCUGCACCACAAUUGCCAAGAAGGAGCUGGUUUACGCUGGGACUGUGGGCCUCAUCUGCUGGCUGGGAGGCAUUGUUUUUAUCAACCGCAAGAAGACUAGUGAUGCCAAGAAUGUCAUGGCUGACGCUGCCAAAACCAUGCUGGAUGAGCAGAUCCGGCUGUGGGUCUUCCCAGAGGGAACUCGUAACCAGAAUGGUGACCUGCUGCCUUUCAAAAAAGGUGCUUUCCACUUGGCAGUGCAGGCACAAGUUCCCAUCAUACCUGUAGUUUUCUCCUCCUACAACAACUUCUACCUUCGGAAGGAAAAACAGUUCAAAUCAGGAACCAUUAAAUUAAAGAUCCUUCCAAAGAUUGAGACAAAGGGGAUGACAUCAGACGACGUGUCGUCUCUCUCUGACAAAUCCUUCAGCCUGAUGCGCGACGCUUUCCUUGAAAUCUCUAACUCUGUCACCCAGAGCAAUGGGCCCUCAAGGCACUGA
Nematolebias whitei (Rio pearlfish) is the source of this 993-nucleotide messenger RNA. RefSeq names its product 1-acylglycerol-3-phosphate O-acyltransferase 2 (lysophosphatidic acid acyltransferase, beta) (gene agpat2). The record is from RefSeq and is a predicted model, not a curated record. Bases 181 to 993 code for a protein of 270 amino acids. NCBI's taxonomy places the organism in Eukaryota, Metazoa, Chordata, Actinopteri, Cyprinodontiformes, Rivulidae. Gene Ontology annotation, biological process: phosphatidic acid biosynthetic process. Gene Ontology annotation, cellular component: endoplasmic reticulum; membrane. The transcript has 6 exons. Gene Ontology annotation, molecular function: 1-acylglycerol-3-phosphate O-acyltransferase activity.